AUGUUUAGUUUGGAAGAAUUAGAGAAGGUUCAAUUGAUUAUUUGCUGUAUUUUAGCUAUUUUUGCCGAAAUUCUCUAUAUAAUGACUUGUUCUUCUAUUCAUUCAAAAAUUUCAAUUCUUGAUUCGAAAUCACAUUUAAAAUUUACAGAAUUUAAGCACAAAGUACCAUCAUACAACUAUACAAACGCGUGGUACAAGAAUCAGUAUAGUAACUACUUUACUUACAGAGAUUAUUCUAAAUGUCCAUCAUGUAACUAUCCAAAUAGAACAACUUCUCCUAUAAAGAGCACUCCUUCAGAUGUAAUCCUUGUUUAUGCAAUCAAAGGAGUAAAAAAUUUGAUUUUGUUUAUUCGAACUCUCAGACACACUGGAAGUCAAGCAUCUGUAUUCCUUUUUGUUGACACCGAGGCAUAUAACACAAUAAAUGCAGAAACAAAAGAAGUUUUAGAUAAAUGCGGAAUGAAUAUUAUAGAUAUGGGAAAAUUCCCUGAAUUCGAUAUUUUCUCCGCAUUUUCAAUGGGAUUUGUUGCGAUGCACAACUUCCUGCUCUCAAAUCAGAAGUAUAUAAGAAAUGUCUUAAUUGUUGACUUAUAUGACAUAAUUUUUCAGAGUGAUCCAUUCACUCAUUCCGGCCAUAUGGAGAAACUUGAAUUUGUAUCGCAAAUGAACUUUUAUAACAGUAGUGAUACAGAUAGAGAAUGGAUUUCGUUUUAUAGAGACUUUGAUCCGAAAUGGAAUGAUUCCCUUAUCAUUAAUAGUGGCCAACUUAUUGGUUCUUGCUAUAAUGUUCUCCAGUUUUUAGAUCUUUACUUAGAAUUUUUUGAUCCAAGUGAUUACUAUAGCGUUCGGACAACGGAUCAAGCGUUUUUCAAUCUUUUGUUCCUCACCAAAAAGAUUGAUGAAAGGAAAAUACCUUAUAUCAUAUAUAAAUACGAUGCAUACUCAAGAAUCAUCGUUACUUUGGGCCUUGAGCCUAGAGAGAGAAAGUUAGGAUAUGUUAGGAAGUAUAAAAUGAAAGAAUAUGUCCCAAUUAUCCAUCAAUAUUACAAAGUUCCAGAUUUAAUUUACAGUAUAUUAGAUUCUUGCAAAAGAGAAACGAAUAGAUGGAUUAACUACACUAGUGGAUUCACAGAUGAGGAUAUAGAAACAUAUGAAAAAGGAAUUCGAUUAUAUAUAUAA
This is a messenger RNA of Trichomonas vaginalis G3, 1179 nucleotides long. RefSeq lists its product as uncharacterized. The transcript has a single exon. The record is from RefSeq and is a predicted model, not a curated record. The coding region runs from base 1 to 1179 and encodes 392 amino acids. NCBI's taxonomy places the organism in Eukaryota, Parabasalia, Trichomonadida, Trichomonadidae.